Molecule: messenger RNA, 5378 nt
Organism: Nestor notabilis (Kea)
Lineage: Eukaryota; Metazoa; Chordata; Aves; Psittaciformes; Psittacidae
Gene: AHNAK
Product: AHNAK nucleoprotein
Exons: 2
Biological process (GO): regulation of RNA splicing
Cellular component (GO): nucleus; cytoplasm; costamere
Source: RefSeq, a predicted model, not a curated record
GCCCCCGAAAUUGACAUCAAAGGUCCCAAAGUCGAUGUUGACCUUCCCGACGUUGAGCUGGAAGGUCCUGAGGGGAAGCUGAAGGGCCCCAAGUUCAAGAUGCCCGAGAUGCACAUCAAGGCCCCCAAGUUCUCCAUGCCUGACGUUGAUUUCAACCUGAAGGGCCCCAAAGUGAAGGGAGAUGUGGACAUGUCUCUCCCUAAGCUUGAGGGUGACUUGAAGGCCCCAGAGGUUGAUAUCAAGGGCCCCAAAGUGGACAUUGAGGCACCAGAUGUGGACAUUCACGGCCCUGAAGGUAAACUCAAGAUGCCCAAGUUCAAGAUGCCCAAGUUCGGGUUGUCUGGGUUGAAAGGAGAAGGUCCAGAACUUGAUGUCAACCUUCCUGAGGCCGAUGUUGCUAUUUCCGGUCCAAAGGUUGAUGUUACUGUUCCUGAUCUGGACAUUGAAGGACCAGAAGGAAAACUUAAGGGCCCGAAACUGAAGAAGCCUGAGAUGGGCAUCAACGUUCCCAAAAUCUCCAUGCCUGACAUUGACUUACAUUUGAAAGGUCCCAAAUUGAAAGGCGACGUUGAUCCUUCUAUCCCCAAAGUAGAGGCUGAGCUGAGAAGUCCCAAGCUGGACAUCAAAGGGCCAGAGGUUGAGGUUGAGGGACCAAAGCUUGAUCUGGAAGGAAAAGCAAAAAAAUCCAGGUUUAAACUUCCCAAAUUUGGCUUUUCUGGCCCCAAAGUUCAAAGCCCUGAAGUGGACCUGAAAGUGAAGAAACCCGAGGUUGAGUUGUCCGGCCCCAAAGUUGACGUUGCUGCUCCAGAGGUGGAUGUUCAGGCAAAAACAAAGGGCUCCAAGUUCAAAAUGCCUUUUCUGACCAUUUCCUCACCCAAAGUCUCGAUGCCGGAUGUGGAGCUCAACCUAAAAGGGCACAAAGUGAAAGGGGACUUGGAUGUUUCCAGCCCCAAGUUGGAAGGGGAACUGAAAGGUCCUGAUUUGGACAUCAAAGGCCCCAAAGUCAACAUCGAGGUGCCCGAUGUGGAUGUUCAUGGGCCAGAAGGAAAACUCAAGAUGCCCAAGUUCAAGAUGCCCAAGUUCGGUGUGUCGGGGUUUAAGGGCGAGGGGCCCGAGGUGGAGCUCAGCGUCCCGAAAGCAGAGCUGGAUGUUUCGGGCCCCAGGCUGGAUAUUGAAGGUGCUGGCUUGGAAAUGGAAGGUCCAGAGGGGAAGCUGAAGGGUCCCCAGCUGAAGAUGCCAGAAGUGAACAUCAAAGCCCCCAAGAUCUCCAUGCCCGACAUCGACCUGAACCUGAAAGGUCCCAAAGUGAAGGGAGAUGUGGACGUGCCACUUCCCCAGGUGGAUCUGAAAGGCUCAGAUGUGCAUGUGAAAGGACCGAAAGUGGACGUAGAGGUUCCUGACCUUGACAUUGAAGGUCCCAAAGGCAAACUGAAAGGCCCCAAAUUUAAAAUGCCUGAAAUGAACAUCAAAGCUCCCCAUAUUUCCAUGCCAGACUUGGACUUCAAUUUGAAAGGUCCCAAGUCCAAAGGGGGGGUGGACAUUGACCUUUCGGUGCCAAAACUGGAAGGGGACUUGAGUGUGCCAGAUGUUAACAUCCAGGGACCAAAGGUUGACAUUGAUGCUCCUGAGCUGGAUGUUGAAGGAAAACUGAAAGGUCCCAAGUUCAAGAUGCCCGAGAUGCACAUCAAGGCUCCCAAGAUCUCCAUGCCCGACAUUGACUUCAACCUGAAAGGUCCCAGCCUGAAAGGAGACAUAGAUAUUUCUGCUCCAAAGCUAGAAGGUGACCUGAAGACUCCUGACAUCAGUAUUGGAGGCCCAAAGGUCGACAUUGAGGCACCAGAUGUGGACAUUCAAGGCCCAGAAGGAAAGUUCAAGAUGCCCAAGUUCAAGAUGCCCAAGUUCGGGAUGCCGGGAUUCAAAGCAGAAGGUCCCGAGGUGGAUGUGAACCUGCCCACGGGGAGCCUGGAUGUUUCUGCUCCAAAGGUGGACAUUGAAGGUCCAGAGGUGGACAUUGAAGGUCCUGAAGGGAAGUUGAAGGGCCCCAAGUUCAAGAUGCCUGAGAUGCACAUCAAGGCUCCCAAGAUCUCCAUGCCCGACAUUGACCUGAACCUGAAGGGCCCCAAAGUGAAGGGAGAUGUGGACUUGUCAGUGUCAGGAGUUGAGUGUGAACUGAAGGGCCCUGAAGUCAACAUUGGGGGCCCUAAAUUAGACGUUGAUGCCCCAAAUGUUGAUGUUGAAGGCCCAGAGGGGAAGUUCAAGUUGCCCAAGUUCAAGAUGCCCAAGUUCUCCAUGCCAGGCUUCAAAGGGGAGGGAGUGGAUGUAGAUGUGAACCUGCCCAAGGGAGAUCUUGAGCUCUCAGGCCCCAGCUUAGAUGUGGAGGCUCCUGAUGUGAGUGUGGAUGGAAAAGUCAAAGGUCCCAAAUUUACCAUGCCUGAAAUGCACAUCAAGGCUCCCAAGGUCUCCCUCCCUGACGUUGACUUCAACAUCAAGGGCCCCCAGCUGAAGGGAGGGGUAGAUGUUUCUGGCCCCAGCCUUGAAGGUGAUUUGAAAGCCCCCCAGAUUGAUGUGAAAGCCCCCAAAAUCGACAUCGAGGUUCCUGAUGUGGCCAUUGAAGGGCCUGAGGGGAAACUGAAAGGCCCCAAGUUCAAGAUGCCUGAGAUGCACAUCAAGGCCCCCAAGUUCUCCAUGCCCGACGUUGACUUCAACCUGAAGGGCCCCAAAGUGAAGGGAGAUGUGGAUGUCUCAGCUCCGAAGCUGGAAGGGGAUUUGCAGUGUCCCGACAUUGACAUCAAAGGCCCCAAGUUGGACAUUGAGACACCUGAUGUGAACAUUGAGGGGCCAGAAGGGAAACUGAAAGGCCCCAAGUUCAAGAUGCCCGAGAUGCACAUCAAGAGCCCCCACAUUUCCAUGCCCAACAUCGACCUGAACCUGAAGGGUCCAAAGCUUGAAGGAGGUCUGAAGGGUCCUGAAAUCGAUAUCAAGGGCCCCAAAGUAGAUAUCGAGGGGCCGGAGGUCAAUGGUGAUGGUCUGGAGGGCAAAAUGAAGCUGCCUAAAAUGAAGCUGCCCAAGUUUGGCCUUAAAGGAGAAAGUCCUGAUGUAGACGUGAACCUCCCAAAGGCAGAGGUGGAUCUCUCAGUGCCUAAGGCUGAUAUCAGCGUCCCAGACGUGAGCAUCGAGGGUCCAGAGGGCAAACUGAAAGGUCCUAGACUGAAGAUGCCAGAACUGCACAUGAAUGUUCCCAAGAUCUCGAUGCCUGAGAUCGAUUUGAACUUGAAAGGCCACAAGACUAAGGGAGGCUUCGACAUUUCCACCCCGAAGCUCGAAGGUCACUUGAAAGGUCCCGACGUUGACAUCAAAGGCCCCGAACUUGGAGUCAAAGGCCCCGAGGUUGAUGUUGAAUGUCCUGACCUGAGCAUCGAGGGCCCGGAGGCAAAUGUCAAGUUCCCCAAGUUUAAGAAGUCAAAGUUUGGGUUCGGGAUGAAGAGCCCGAAGGCAGAAGUGAAGGUGCCGGGGGCAGACGUGGAUCUACCCGAGGCGGAGCUGAGCGUGGAGGCACCAGACGUCAACCUCGGGGGCAAGGGCAAGAAGAGCAAGUUCAAGAUGCCCAAACUUCACAUGAGUGGCCCUAAAGUCAAAGGGAAGAAGGGUGGGUUCGAUGUGAACGUGGCCGGGGGAGACCUCGACCUGGAUGUGGCCGGGCCGGACGCGACUGUCAAAGGUGACGUUACAGUGAAGUCUCCCAAAGGGAAGAAGCCGAUGUUUGGGAAAAUCUCCUUCCCAGAUGUUGAAUUUGACCUGAAAUCACACCGGUUCCGAGGAGACGCUUCGGUGGCAGCCCCCAAGAUCGAGGGGGAGCUCAAAGCCCCGGAGUUGGACGUGGCUUUGCCGGCGCUCAAGGGGGACCUGAAAGGUCCGAGUCUCAACGUGGACGUUGAAGCUCCUGAUGUGAGCGUGAAGAAGCCCAAGUUCAACCUUCCCAGUGGGCAGGUGGGCGCAGGGGGCUUGAAAAUAGAGGGUGACCUCAAAGGAGCCUCCAUUGACGUUGUGGUUCCCUCGAUCCCGGUGCCAGACGUCGACUUGAAUGUGAAAGGACCAAAAGGCAAAGGUGAGGUUAAUGUUCCUGGAGCAGAACUGGAAGGUCCCGGAGGGAAGUUGAAGUUGCCCAAGGUGGGGAAAAUGGGUCUUGGUCUGGAAAUGCCAGAUGUGAACUUGGAUCUGUCUGUGCCAGGAGGGGAAGGAAGCGUGAGCCUCCCUUCGGCUGAUGUCAACCUCCGAGGGGGUGACGUGAAGCUCAAAGGGCCCCAAAUCUCCGGCCCUGAGUUUGAUGGAAACCUGAAAGGACCAAAACUAAAGGGAGAUCUGGACAUGUCGAGUUCCCUGGAAGGGCCCAAGGUCAGCCUGGACACGGCGGGAAUCGACAUGGGAGGGAAGUUGAAGCUGCCAAAGUUCAAGAUGGAGGGACCGGACCUGAGCGUGAAGGGAGGCGGAGAGUGCUCGGUGGAGGCAAAAGCCCCGGGGGCAGGUCUCAACCUGGGCACCGCGGGCAUCGAUGUCAGAGGGCCCUCGGUGGAUGUUUCUGCCCCAGAUUUGGAUGUAAACCUGAAAGGACCAAAGUUGAAAGGAGACUUGGAUGUGAAAUGCCCCAAAGCAUCAGUGGAUGCAUCUGACGCCGGCUUUGAGAUCCUGGGUGGCACCAUCAAGCUCCCAUCCCUCAAACUCCCCCAGUUCGGGCUUUCCAGCCCUGACGCUGACCUGAAGCUGAAAGGACCAAACCUGGAUGUCACCGGUGAGAUCAAAGGUCCAAAAGUCAGCGUGGAAGCGCCUCGUGUGGACCUCAAGGAGCCCGGUGUCGGCGUCCACAUCGAUGCUCCAGCCAUGGAUGUGUCUACACUGAAAGUGUCCGGGUCGGGUUUGAACGUCAACGUGAAAGGGCCGAAACUCCACGUGGCUGCCUCAAAGGGAGGUCCCGGUGUCACCGUGGGCACCCCAGAGCCCAGCCUGGGCAAAGUGUCCUUCCCCAAGCUGCGGAUGCCCAAGUUCGUGUUUUCCGACCCUGAGGUGAAGGGCAGGGAGAUGGGGGUGGAUGUGGAGUUCCCCGGGGCCGAUGCCCACGUCCAGGCUGGUGCCGUGGAGCUGGAGCUGGAGGACGCCGAUGUCAGACUGAAGAAAUCCAAGAUCAAGAUGCCCAAGUUCAACUUCUCCAAGCAGAAAGGGAAGAGCAGCGGGGCCCUGGGCUCCCCGGAGGCGUCAGGGUCCAGAGGGGACCUGAAGAGCUCUAAGGCCAGCUUGGGCUCUGCAGAAGGGGAGCUGGACGGGGCAGAGACGCCCUCGGCCAAGGGCAAGUUCUCCCUGUUCAAAAGCAAGAAGACGCGGCACCG